Molecule: messenger RNA, 3267 nt
Organism: Auanema sp. JU1783
Lineage: Eukaryota; Metazoa; Nematoda; Chromadorea; Rhabditida; Rhabditidae
Source: the annotation of a GenBank genome assembly
AUGACGGACUUAAAAACAGAUCUGAAAACGGCCAAAACGUAUUUGGGAGAAGGAAAGAAUAGUGAUGCACUAGAUGUUCUCAAGGCCCAUCUCAUGAAUGGCACAAACAACUAUAUGCUUUUUUGUUUUGCUGGGUUAGCAAAUUCCAAUUUAAACAACUUUUUUGAAGCUCAGAAUUUUUAUAAUAAGGCAAUCAGUCUCGACACUUCUGCUCCCACAGCUUGGCAAGGCCUCUUCAAAUUAUAUAAGGAUGCCAGUAUUUCGGAUGAUGUGAAAGGAGUUGAAGCGUGCAAAAAGGUAAUGGAAACCAGCAGCGACAAUGAGAAAAAGGAAGCAAUCAAGAAGGUUUUGAGAAGAAUCUACUUUUCAGUUGGAGAAUAUGAUGCUUUGUUGGAAGAUUUGGGUGAGGACAUCGAAUUGUUCGUUCAAAUCAUAGAGAAAAGUUCAAACAAAUUGUUGUCUUCAACUAGUAAGAAGCUUCUCACAGCUGCUUAUGAAAAAGUGGGAAAUAGUAUAAGCGAGUACCCAUCCAUUCAGUUACCAUAUUUGAAAUAUCUUAAUUCUCAGAACAAUCCAAGUUGGGAGACGGAGACUCUGAAAUACCUGAAAAGUUUACCAACUGAAGAGAAAAUAACUGAUCAAUGGCUGGUCAACGUUCUCACUAAUAAAUGCGCUUCAACGUUUCUAAACACGGGGGAUGUAGAUUGGGAUGUUGUUGAUAGAAUUGAAUCAGACGCAACUAAUAACUUGGCCAUAAAAUUUUUAAAGGAGCUGAGAAAUAAGGGUACUGCACUAGUAGUUCCCGUGUUGGAAUUGUACAAAAUUCCUCACAAUAGCGAGGCCUCCUUCGUAGCGAUCAGGAUUUUCAGUUGUGUUGAGAAAUGGGAUAAGGUGAAAAGUUAUGCAGAAACGCUAGCUACGACCAAAGUGGGGGAAAAGAUAUCUUCAACUGCUGCUUGGUUCACUAUACGAGCUCACCUCGCGCUUGAAGAGUUCGAAGAAGCCAGAAAAUUAUAUAAGAUGGUUAAUCCUGAACUUUUGGGAGAGUUCUCUGUGGAAAUCAUGACAAUCAAAGUUUGGCUGGAAGAUACCGACGAAAGCUGGAUGACUAAUUUGAAUGAAAUCGAAAUGACUCGCGCUAUCAUAACGAGGAAACUCCUUAUGGAUGAUGCGAAAUCUGCCCUCAUUGAUGUGAAAAAUCUGUUAACCAACCCUCUUGUAAGCGAUUUGGAUUGGAUCUUAGCAGCUCGCUCACAUUUCAAAGCCGGUGAAGAAACGACUAAAAUAUACUUAGAGGCCGCUAGGAAAAACCCUUACAACGCUGAAAUUUUCUAUAUGUUUGGUUCAAUUUUGUCUAAGAAAAACGCAAGUAAGGCUUGUGGUCUUCUUAAACGAGCUGUCGACAUUUUCCCCACGAGAGAUCGUUAUGUUAAAGCAUCGGAUGAUUUGAUGAUGAGUUUGAACUAUCCCGUUGAUGAGAGGUCAAAAGCUUUGAAAGUUUUAGCCAAGAAAGGAAUCGUCUGGGCAUCAAAACGACUGAUUAAUUUGUUUUUGAAGACAAAUGAUCACAAGGAAGCAAUACUUUAUUUACAAAAUUAUGUUCGCGCCGCUCCUGAUGACCUUUGGGCCUGGAGUAACUUAGCUGAGAGUUAUUACUAUAGCGGCCAAUUACAAGCCUCUAUUUCUGCUUAUAAGGAAUGCUUACGGUUACGACCUAAUUCUGAUUUCCUUGUGCCGCUUCUUCAAUUAUAUGUUCGUUUUGGAAUGUUUACUGAGGUUCAUGCUCUAUGUGAAAAUGUUGACGAAACUAAACUACGUGAAGACUCACUGCUUUUCUUGAAAUUAGCCAAAGCUGAGUGUACGUUCCGAUACUCAUUCAAGUGCUCUGGUGAACAAAAGCGGAGCGAGCUCAAGUCUGUCAUCCAUCUUUCAUCCUCGGUGUUGCAGUCAGAUUCAAGAAACGAACGAGCUUACAAAUAUGCAGGCGAUUCUUUAAUGCAAAUAGCUAAAAUGUCCGAGAAAUUCAUUCCAUUUUACGAGUUUCCUGAAAGUUGGCAUUGUGUUUCUACAGUUAGUUGUUUGAAAACAGCGGUGUCUUUUUUUUCUUGCGCUGUAGCUUUGAAUAAGUCUAAUGUCAUUGCUUGGGUCGAUCUAAUACAAGCCCUCAUUAUGUUAUCACUCAUCUCCAAUGAGAAAACUUAUGCGGAAAAGGCUAGAGAUUGCAUAACAAAAAUACUGCUCUGGAAACUUCCUCAGCGUGUUAAGUCCAUUUUCUGGACAUUAAUGGUUCAUUGCUUCAUCAGAGCUUUGGAGUUGAACUCUACGAAUUCUGAAGCUUGGUUGAGAUUAGGAUUAGUAUACCUUCAGUACGGAGAGGUUGAUUUAGCUUUCAAAGCAUUUGAGAGCUCAAUCCGAUAUGAUCCCAAAUCAGCACCAAGUUGGUGUCUAUGGGCUUGGCAAGCGGAGAUUAAAAAUAUUAAUUUCGAAGCGUUUGAAAUGUACAAGCAGUCACUCAGUUGGGAACCUUUGAUUCCUUCUGCAUCCAAAUACGCCGGCUUUCUCUGUGAGAAAAUCAAAAGCAGGGAGAAGUUCGACCCAUCUAUCAUCAAGAUUGAUGUCGAAAAAAUCAAAAACAUUCCAGACUUCCGGAACCCUUCUGAAAAAGAUAUCUUGUACAUUGGAAUAUUGAAUGAGUUAUUUGGGAACUAUGAUACAGCCGUUACAUGUUUUGAAAAAUCGGAUCCUAGUAGAGUUCAUCUGCUUAGAGCUCAGUUAAAACGAGGUGAUAAGCUCUCGUCUGACGUACCUACAGAGCUUUUGAAUGUACAAGAGUUAUCGCAAUGUAGCACUCACGAUUUACUGCAGAAAUGUCGUGAACACAUCCCGGUUUAUGAAAAAUUUUUCAGUUCUCUCGAGACAGUUGAAGACGAGUCCACAAUUUCUAUAUUGGAAGACAAAACUCUACAUAUCCCUCUCAUAGUCUCUGCAAUAAUCUACAAGAAUUAUGAGCUUCUUCCAUCAGUAGUGAAUAAACUGCAUAGCUUACGCCCAAGACACGAGCUGGUUGAUGUUUUCCCAACAAUUGUUCCUGCUAAUAUGCUCGAUGAGUUAGAAUAUGUGGAGAAAGAUGGAGAAGAGCCGUUCAGGGCUCGACAUGCCAUAUCUUCUAGUUUAUAUAAGAUCCUUCAGGAUCGCCGAGAGAAGUAUGCAGCCACUGUGGACAAAGAGCAAGAAAAACUUUUAUUGCUCGAAAACGAGGCAAAUUGA